Molecule: messenger RNA, 1077 nt
Organism: Symbiodinium natans
Lineage: Eukaryota; Dinophyceae; Suessiales; Symbiodiniaceae
Source: the annotation of a GenBank genome assembly
AUGUCCGAACCGUGCAGAGCCACUCCUGCAGAGGUCGCGAUCAAACAUGUGCACGAGGUGGCAGAGCCGCGGCUACAGCGUGCCAGGGAGACGUUGAUGGAGAUAUUUGAGAUGAGUGAUCUGCCAACGGACACUCUGGAGAAGCUGACUCGUGUGCUGACGACCCAGGCACGGGUUGCCAUCCAUUUUCACCCGGACCGCCUGGUGAAGGGGGAGACCGUCGCAGGAUCCUUGCUUGCCACAGGUUGCAUCCAGAGCCAGUUCGAGUCGCAGAUCUCCAACGGCAGGGUCGACUCAGCACCAGGGGGGAAACGAGACCAGUGGGAGAAUGCAUUGUUCGGCCAGGCCUACCAGGAGGCUGCUCCCUGCUGGCGCCCGAAGUACGGCGCCCUGUUCCUGCUCGGGCAAGCGGACGGUCCUGCGCCACGCUUUGGCUCUUGCUACUUUGUGCUGUCACCUGAGACCAGCAAGCGAGCCACCUUCUGCUAUGGCGACUCCCAUCUCAGCCCUCCGACCCGAGGCACCUGUGAAGCGUGGGAGGACAUCCUGUCAGAAUUGUUCCAAGAGAGCUUCAUGCGAGAUGGUGCACUGGGCAUUGGCGGCUUGCGCCCUCCCGCGCUGGCGCGUCGCAUCUUGGACGUCCUCCAAGCGCCGCUGGUCGACAUGUGGAGUUACCCACCUGCAAGGAACCUGGACCACUACAUCGAAGCCCAGGUUCACGGCCAGGUCGACUUGGCCCGGGACGUGGAUGCCCUGGUGGCGGACCCAUCAUUCAAGGAUACCCCCGUGGGCGCCCAGCUGCAAAGCAUAGCGAGCCAGUACGGCAUCCUUCUUCACUGGCACGCUGGGUCUGCGCUGUCUGUUGACGCGGUCCCCAAGGACUUCCGCGGACCACGCAUGCCUACCCUGGCUCGCAUGGUGGCGCCCGAAGGCAUGCUGACGCCAGCCUUGCUCGGGGCCGCGGCACGCGAUGCAGCCGAGGGUGCGUCGCAGAGUUGGGGACCUCCGGAGAAAGCGCUGCAAGAGCUGAAGUUGUUGUGGCAUGUGCUGCUGCGCCAUGGUGCUGCUGCGGUUUAG